Messenger RNA from Prosopis cineraria, 950 nucleotides. RefSeq names its product UTP--glucose-1-phosphate uridylyltransferase-like. The transcript is spliced from 12 exons. Gene Ontology annotation, biological process: UDP-alpha-D-glucose metabolic process; glycogen metabolic process. The record is from RefSeq and is a predicted model, not a curated record. NCBI's taxonomy places the organism in Eukaryota, Viridiplantae, Streptophyta, Magnoliopsida, Fabales, Fabaceae. Gene Ontology annotation, cellular component: cytoplasm. The annotation marks the transcript as partial. Gene Ontology annotation, molecular function: UTP:glucose-1-phosphate uridylyltransferase activity.
AAAUCUGCCAAACGCCUUGUUUUGUUGUCGAUAUCCGAGGGCACCACCACGCUAUUCUCAUUCUCUUCUAUAUCCUUCCUUCGAACACUCGCUAUCCUUGCUCUCUCAUCUCCACACGUAGCCUCGUAUCUUUUUCUGCCGAAUCUUCUACAGCAAUGGCCACCGCCACUCUCUACCCCGCCGAUACUGACAAGCUCUCCAACCUCAAGUCAGCUGUUGCUGGAUUGAGUCAAAUCAGUGAGAAUGAGAAAAGUGGAUUCAUCAACCUCGUGGCUCGCUAUCUCAGUGGCGAAGCGCAACAUGUUGAAUGGAGUAAGAUCCAGACGCCGACUGAUGAAGUAGUGGUACCUUACGAGAGUUUGGCACCGGCUCCUGAUGGUCCUUCUGAGAUUAAGAAUCUCUUGGACAAGCUUGUGGUGCUGAAGCUUAAUGGAGGCUUGGGUACAACUAUGGGCUGUACUGGUCCAAAAUCUGUCAUUGAAGUUCGUGAUGGGUUGACAUUUCUUGAUUUGAUUGUCAUCCAAAUUGAGAACCUUAAUGACAAGUAUGGAAGCAACGUUCCUCUGCUUCUGAUGAACUCAUUCAAUACUCAUGAUGACACUCUUAAGGUUGUUGAAAAAUAUAAAAACUCAAACAUUGAAAUCCAUACUUUCAACCAGAGCCAAUAUCCUCGAUUGGUCAUUGAUGACUUCUUGCCAUUGCCAUCCAAAGGGCAUACAGGCAGAGAUGGGUGGUACCCUCCUGGCCAUGGGGAUGUCUUCCCAUCACUAUCAAACAGUGGCAAACUUGAUGCUCUUAUAUCACAGGGUAAGGAGUAUGUGUUCGUUGCCAAUUCUGAUAACUUGGGUGCCAUAGUUGACUUGAAAAUCUUAAAUCAUUUGAUUCAGAACAAGAAUGAAUACUGUAUGGAGGUUACUCCGAAAACAUUGGCCGAUGUGAAGGGUGGCACU